AUGACUUCUCCUAAGCGACGUAUCGAGACCGACGUCAUGAAACUCCUCAUGUCGGACUACGAGAUCACGCUCAUCAACGAUAGCAUGCAGGAGUUUUACGUCCGCUUCCAUGGACCCCAAGAAACACCGUUUGCUGGUGGAGUGUGGAAGAUCCACGUCGAGCUCCCAGAUCAGUAUCCUUACAAAUCGCCCUCAAUCGGUUUCAUGAACAAGAUUUUCCACCCCAACAUCGAUGAGCUCUCCGGUUCGGUCUGUCUGGACGUCAUCAAUCAAACAUGGUCACCCAUGUUUGACUGCAUUAACAUUUUCGAAGUGUUCCUACCGCAGCUGCUGCGCUACCCGAACCCAACCGAUCCGUUGAACGGAGAGGCAGCAGCGCUGUUGAUGCGCGAGCCAAAGACAUACGAAGCGAGGGUCAAAGAUUACGUGCAGCGCUUUGCGACCAGGGAAGCUGCUAACGCUGCCGGGCAGGAUGAAGACGAGGACGAAGAGGAAGAGGACGAGAUGUCUGACGUGGGCAGUUUUAGCGACCAUGAGCCUAUGGGUGACAUGGAGAUGUGA
This is a messenger RNA of Mycosarcoma maydis (corn smut), 561 nucleotides long. Its product is annotated as putative E2 ubiquitin-conjugating protein. Gene Ontology annotation, molecular function: ubiquitin conjugating enzyme activity. Gene Ontology annotation, cellular component: nucleus. The record is from RefSeq and is a predicted model, not a curated record. The transcript is spliced from 3 exons. Lineage: Eukaryota; Fungi; Basidiomycota; Ustilaginomycetes; Ustilaginales. The coding region runs from base 1 to 561 and encodes 186 amino acids. Gene Ontology annotation, biological process: protein polyubiquitination; ubiquitin-dependent protein catabolic process.